Danaus chrysippus (African queen) is the source of this 381-nucleotide messenger RNA. The record is from the annotation of a GenBank genome assembly. Lineage: Eukaryota; Metazoa; Arthropoda; Insecta; Lepidoptera; Nymphalidae.
AUGUUCUCGAGUCUGUCUCCAUUCUCUCACUCUUCUAUCGAGGAGUGUGCUCCAGACGAAGUGUUUUCAUCUUGCGGCUGGUGCGAACCUUCAUGUGUGGUUCCUUCACCCAGUUGCCCUUCAGCAUGUACUAGAGGCUGUCUUUGCCGCCCGCCGCUGCUGAGACACCACAGUGGACAUUGUGUCAAAAAAGAGGAUUGUGUUCCACGUAAGUGUUCACAACCAAACGAGGAGUUCGUAUGCAGACACGGUUGUGAGGAUCGUUGUGUGUCUGUACAGUGUGAGAGAAGGAGCAGAUGUCGUCUGGGGUGUCACUGUAAACGAGGAAUGAUGAGAGACACGCGGGGACAGUGUGUCACCCCGGAACAAUGUGAUCAUUAA